ACAAAAGCAGGUUAUCCACUUGUUCGCCAGCAAAAUCCAGAACCAAGUCAAAUGUACGGAGUAGGACUAGAUAGAAACUGGGUAAGUACUGGACCGGGUAGAUACUAGGUGCUACUAACUCGAUACUAGCUAGAUGCUAGCUAGAUACUCCGUACAUACUACUACAUAGACUGACUCUCAAGCAUGAAAGUGGAUUAUAUCUUUUCCCAAUCUUUUCCCUCUCUCCAUCAAAAAUUGGAAAGCUUUUCUUCUCCAUCUUCCCGCCUCUUCUCCCCCUUUUGCUUCCUCCCACAAAAAAGGGCACAAUAAGUCGGAGUAUGAUAGGUAUCUUCUCUCGACAUUUGUUGGAAGUGAAAAGAUUUUACUCUUGCACUUUGCGCUGUUGCCACUACUGAGACCCGUAUCUAAGGUUUUCGCUAUCAGCAGCAGUUGGAAAAAAUUUAAUUAUCCGAGAUGUUCCCCGCCAUGAGCGUCGCCGCACUGAAAGCUCAAUCUGCGAAAAAGGUUGAAGCUGUCAAAAAUGCUUUCAAGAGUCGUCAAGAUUUCUUGGAUUUCGUAACUGUGCAAGAUACUGCACUGGACCAGCAUAGCCAUGCGGGAUCUAACAAGACUUGGUCCAACGAAGAUCUGUAAGUCCAACAGAGUUUUUCAUGCUGGAUUCGCACAUGGUGAACGAUUCGGCGACUAAAAACUUAUUCCUGUAGUGACCCAACACCUCCAGAGAAACGGACAUGGCGUUGGUGGAAUUUCGUUACCUUCUACCUGGGACUCUCCUUUGGCAAUUGGACUCUGGGCUCGACGAUGGUUGGUAUUGGUCUUAACUGGUGGCAGGCUAUCAUUGUCAUCUUUGUGUCCCAAUUGAUCAGCUCAGUUGCCAUGUACUUUAACAGUCGAUGCGCCUCAGUCUAUCAUAUCGGGUAUCCUGUCGUAGCCAGGAGUGUUUUCGGAAUGUAUGGAUCAUACUACUUCGUGGGAGCUAGAGCAGCCCUGGCCAUUAUCUGGUAUGGUGUACAACGUAAGUGGUCCAACUCAAGGCUUCUUGUCGCAACGGAACGCACUACGCCCUCUACCAAAGAUUGGACUAUUGGAGCCCCGUUGUGUCUUGGAUGCAAUCUCCUCUCUUUCGAUCUCUUGCUAAUACUCCGACAACCAUAGUGUUCUCCGGUGCGAGCUUCAUGAGCAAUAUCUUGCGAUGCAUUUUCGGACACAACUUUACUGAUAUUCCGAAUCAUAUUCCUGAAUCGAUUGGCAUCACAUCCGCCAAUAUGCUCGCCUUCUUUCUCUUUUGGCUGGUCCACUUUCCAUUCUGCGCUUUCCGACCAUAUCAAUUACGAGCAUUCUUUUGGUUCAAGUCAAUUGUAGUUUUACCGGCCGUAUUUGGACUUUUCAUUUUCUGCAUGGUCAACACAAAGGGCAGAGUCGGAUCGGUAUACGAGAGCACGCUUAGUGAAGGGGCUGCCUAUGGAUGGUUCAUUAUGCACGGUAUCAAUAGUGGUAUGGGUAAUACUGCAACUUGUAAGUCUCUGGUUUCACUGCACUUUCCCGUCUUGUAUUAAUACACCACCCAAUUUUCGCUUUUCCCCAGAGGGUAUUUUGACGGCUAUGCUCAUUGCGCAACCAACACUUGCUAACUUCUUGAUUUUCUAGUGAUCACAAAUCAGCCAGAUAUCGCAAGAUGGAGUGCGACGAGAUCUGGUGCACAAUGGUCACAACUUCUCACCCAACCUCUAUCCGUGACGCUAUCUGCCACAUUUGGAAUUUUAGCUACAGCUGCGGUUAACAACAAUUGGGGCUUGAACUUGUGGAACCCUUGGGAUUUGCUUGGUGCCAUCUUGGAUAAAUACUGGUCCGGCAGCACACGUUUUGCUGUGUUUCUGUUGGCGUUUUGCUGGAUGGUAUCCAUUCUUGGCACAAACAUCGCGGCAAACAUGAUUCCGUUCGGGGCGGAUAGUACCAUGUUGUUUCCUCGAUUCCUCACAAUUCCCCGAGGGCAAUAUGUGGUGGAAUUCUUGGCUUUCGCCAUCUGUCCAUGGAAGAUUCUCGCUUCUGCUUCAGUCUUUACCACUUUCCUUUCGGGUUAUGGUAUAUUUAUGGCUAGCGUCGUUGCAAUAAUGGUCUGCGAUUGUAAGUUCUUCUCUGAGCUAUCAUAUCUGAGGAUGGUGGAGGCGAGGCGAUUUUAUUUCUCUGACUUGAUGCUAACUAUUCAAAGAUUAUGCGCUCACCAAGGGCAACGUGUUCAUUGGACAUCUCUACAAUGGCUCCAAGGCAAAUAAACAUUACUAUUAUUUCCAUGGCUGGAAUGUGCAAGCAAUUAUUGCAUACAUUUGCGGCGUUGCGCUUCCGUUCCCAGGUUUUAUCGGAACUUUAGGUGUAUCAGUAUCGGCCGGUGCUAUAAAUCUUGGGCGUCUCGGAUGGUUGUUAUCAUUUUCUGUCAGUUUCGUUGUAUACUUUGCACUUUGCAAGGUGUGGCCAACUCGGAAUCAGAAGAUCAUAAAGGAGAUGGGUCUUGGCUGGGAAUCACAAUAUGGUGAUGUUGUGAUUGCUGAAGAUGGGACACAAAUUGCAGAGCACGGAGGGAUGGUUACAGCUGUCAGUGAUGAUUCUGAAUCUGUCAACAGAACAACAAUGGCGUAUCAAGGAGAGAAGUUUUGAGAGACAAAAAUGAGUACCUCCGCAAUAAAGGUCAGGUUUCGUACUUAUGACAAAAACUAAAUGAAUGAAUGAAUAAAUUAAUUAAUUUCCAAUAAAACACUGGUGCUUGCGAAAGAUUGUCUCGGUCAA
Sclerotinia trifoliorum is the source of this 2781-nucleotide messenger RNA. The record is from the annotation of a GenBank genome assembly. Lineage: Eukaryota; Fungi; Ascomycota; Leotiomycetes; Helotiales; Sclerotiniaceae.